This is a messenger RNA of Amborella trichopoda, 3165 nucleotides long. RefSeq lists its product as uncharacterized. Gene Ontology annotation, cellular component: intracellular membrane-bounded organelle; Cul4-RING E3 ubiquitin ligase complex. Gene Ontology annotation, molecular function: protein binding; ubiquitin-like ligase-substrate adaptor activity. The record is from RefSeq and is a predicted model, not a curated record. NCBI's taxonomy places the organism in Eukaryota, Viridiplantae, Streptophyta, Magnoliopsida, Amborellales, Amborellaceae. Gene Ontology annotation, biological process: mitophagy; autophagosome assembly.
CUCUCUCUCUCUCUCUUACUCUUAAAUUUUAGGUCUCUAUCUCGUCUAGGUUCUCUCCGUUCAAAAGAACGCAAUUGUGGCGUGGUGUGGUGUGGUGUGGUGGGACGCAGGCACUCUUGCUUCUCUGCGGAUUUGCCCCAAACCCUUCAAUCCCAUCUCCUUCUCCCCCCCCCCCCGUCUCUCUCUCUCUGUAAUUGAGCUCUGUCGCUUAUCAUAAGCUUGGUUGCGGAUCUUGUGAGCUUGAUUGGGGCAUGAGGUUCAAUGAAAGAAAUGACUCAAUCUUGGGUAGAUAUUCCAAAUUUACCAUCAACACCUGCAUCGCCUUCUAAUUCACCACCAGUUUUUGCUCAAUAUCAACCCAAUUCUUGCACAAGGCAAAGUGCGAGUAAUGUCUUUCAGUUGUUAACAUUGAGGGAAAUUUCUCCUCGCAUAAAAAGAUCAUCAAAAAGGCUUUGGGGCGAAGCUGCUAGAAAGAAUCACGAUUGCUCUAAAAGAAGAUGUGAAGUAUUGGAUGCAAAGCGUGGUCUUGUUUCUUGGGUAGAGACGGAGUCCCUGCGGCAUUUUUCGGCCAAGUACUGCCCUCUUACGCCUCCUCCCAGGUCAACUAUUGCUGCUGCCUUCAGUCCAGAUGGGAAAACUCUUGCCUCCACACACGGUGACCACACUGUCAAAAUAAUUGAUUGUCAAACUGGAAGCUGCUUAAAGGUCUUGAGUGGUCAUCGUAGAACUCCUUGGGUGGUGAGGUUCCAUCCUGGGGAUUCAGAGAUACUUGCUAGUGGGAGUUUGGAUCAUGAAGUUCGCUUAUGGGAUGCCAAUACUGCUGAGUGCAUAGGAUCAAGAGAUUUCUAUCGUCCAAUUGCCUCUAUUGCUUUUCAUGCUCAAGGCGAGUUGCUUGCUGUAGCUUCAGGUCACAAGCUGUACAUAUGGCAAUAUAACAGACGAGGAGAUGCAUCUUCACCGACCUCUGUGCUACGUACAAAUCGAUCUUUGAGGGCUGUGCAUUUUCACCCACAUGCUGCUCCGUUUCUUUUAACUGCUGAGCAGGUUACUGAUAUUAACGCUCCAGAUUCUUCAAUGACCCUUGCAACAUCACGAGGUUAUUUGCAGUACCCUCCUCCAGCUGUAUUCUUCGCGAAUAUGCGCUCUGGUUCAGGGUUAAAUAGUGAAGCAAUUAGAGAUAAUCAAGUGCCACUCUUCCCUUACCCCUGCUUCUUUUGCCCUGCUGCUUUUGUGAGAGACAAUGAGAGAAAUUCUCCACAGCCUGAUAAUAUGGUCGUGGAUACAAAUUCUGAGCAAGAAAUAACAGAAUCUUCUCCAUCUCCACACCUUACUACUGACCUAAAUGCAGGGAACCAAGAUGAUUCUUUGUCAGCAUCUACAAAUAUGCGCCAGCAAGUGCCUCUUAGCUCGAAUGUUGCAUUGGAUAAUGUGACAGCCAAUGGUUUUUUGAGUGAAGCAGAGGUCUAUGGGCAAGCAGGAGACAUGUUUGACCGAAGAAACUCUCCUAGUACUGCAGAGAGUGUAGAUGAUGCUAGAUCAUCCCUUAUUGUUCGGUCCAUUGAUCGGCAAUUUGCUGAUGGUAUGCGUGCCACAGAUGACACGACUUUCAUGGAACGCACAAAUAUUCAAAUGCUGUUAAGAAGUGUAGCUCUUGGGCAACUUCAUCAGUUUUUGCCUCUUGGUGAUCCAACUUGUUGGGAGCUCCCUUUUAUACAAGGGUGGUUGAUGGGGCAGACACAUGCUGGGUUUUUACCAGUCAAUGACAGGUCUCAAGAAAACACAAUUGUAAGUCGGGGAAGCCCUGAUGCCUGGGCAUCUGAUCCACAGGCAACUGCGAACAUGGACGCUUUGUUGAUUGCCUCCGCAAUAGCUGCGAAUGCUAGUCACUCAAGAUCCUCAGGAAGAUCUGGUUCGCGUCAUCGUUCACGUUCUCGAUCGAUGGCACCUAUAGUUCCUGGUGCUGGGGCUACCUUUAUGAAUGUAGGUGGUGAAGAGAGCAUUCCUCAAUCUGGUGCUGGUUCAAUGGAUGCAGAACUUGCUGCUGCGCCACCAUCAGGUGCUGCCACCGCAGCGGCUGCAGAGUCACCUUGCACUGUGAAGUUACGGCUAUGGCACCAUGAUGUUCAAGAUCCUUGUAAAAAGCUUGUUGAAGGCAGGUGCUGCCUAACCGUGCCUCAUGCUGUCCUUUGUAGUGAAAUGGGAGCACACUUUUCACCGUGUGGGCGCUUUUUAGCUGCUUGUGUUGCAUGUGUGCUUCCUCACAUGGAACUGGAUCCUGGAUUGCAGUCGCAGGUGCAUCAUGACCUCGGUGGAUCUGCAUCUUCCCCAACGCGGCAUCCGGUUUCAGCCCACCAAGUUGUUUAUGAGCUACGUAUAUAUUCCCUUGAGCAGGCCACUUUUGGUUUAGUGCUUGCAUCAAGGGCAAUAAGAGCAGCUCAUUGCCUCACCUCGAUUCAGUUUUCUCCCACCUCAGAACACAUACUAUUGGCAUAUGGACGUCGCCAUAAUUCCCUUCUUAGAAGCAUUGUUGUGGAUGGCGCGACCACAGUACCUAUUUACACAAUACUGGAGGUUUAUAAAGUUUCGAAUAUGGAGCUUGUGAGAGUUCUUCCGAGCGCAGAAGAUGAAGUCAAUGUGGCAUGUUUUCAUCCUUUGGCUGGAGGUGGUCUUGUAUAUGGCACUAAGGAAGGAAAGCUUAGAAUCCUUCAAUAUGAUGGUUCUCACAACACAAAUUCCAUGAGCCCCUAUUAUUUGGAGGAAAAUGUGAUUGAGGUACAGACAUAUGCAAUGGAGUGCUAAGUUGAUUGAUUUGUCUCCAUCGGGGUGGAGCACCCAUGUGAUGGUUGUAUGCUCUCUCUCUGCAGACCAUCCCUGUAGAAAAACAUUGUAUGUUUUAGGCCCACCCUCUUGCUCAUGUAGGGUAACCUUGUGUAUGUUAAUGUAACUUGUUCAAUUUGAGGAUUGGCGAGGUUUACAAAGAUAAAUUUGGUUUAGCAAACGAGCGAGAAGGUGAGAUCCGGCAAGGUCAAAUGGCUUGUGCGACGAAUUCAUCGCGCCAUUUGAAAGUUCCCCACCAGAUAUCUUAUUGUUCCAUGCUUGAGUUUUGAUCUGUAAUAUUGUCUCGUUUGUUCCUGUAGUGAAAAUAAUUGGACGAUUCCUCGACUC